UGGAAUCGAGCUAAAAUGGGUACGACGAGCCGACUGACAGGAAGUGGCGGGUGAAUUCGUCCACACCUUUUCCGGUUUUUCAUUCGGCGCUUGAGAGGAAGCUGCCUGUCGGGGCGAACACAGGACCAAAGCCUAUUAUAGAAUGACGAGCUUCUACAGAGGGCCGGCGGGAGGAAUUCACACACAGGACGUUUAAGAGCUGCCCCGAUGACAGCAGGAAAAAAAUAAAGCUACCUCGACGGACCAUUGAAAUCUUUCUGUACUUCUAGCUGAGAAAAGACGGAAAAAAGAAGCCGCGCGUUGUUCAGACGCGAAGAGGAAGUGAAAAAAGCAAAGUGAAGACUGUUCCAGGCCUCAGCCGGGUUUCUGACAGCUCCAAUACCAUGUCUAAGGCUGCUUUAACUUCUUAAUGACCUUAAAUGUGAGACUGGGUUUCAGUUAUUACACGUAUAGACGUUUCAUUCCCAAUUUAAACAACUGUGCUGUUUAAUUAAACGCUUCACUUUAUCCAAGGAGACGCUAUAACAUUAUUCUCACUCACAUCUUACUGCUGCUAGUUGUGAUUAUGAGCCGUGUGACAGAUUUACAUCCUUUUACUCACUAGUUCACAUCCUGUUCAUGAAUUGCUGAAGAUUCUUUUAACUUAACGCCUUUACAAACUACUCCUCUGGGAGUCGACUCAUGGUUCAUGUUGAUUGACCAACCAGCAUACUCCCAAAUCGACUGGUCCUACUUGACAAAGUUUACCCAGCAACGAUUCUAUUACACUUUCAGGUAACAUUUGCCUGUUGAACAGGUUUAUUUUUUUUUUAUUAGGGUGAAGGAAAUAUUUAUGAACUAUUUAAAAGAUGGGGAAGAUGCUGUCGAAGAUAUUUGGUAACAAGGAGAUGAGGAUAUUGAUGUUGGGCUUGGAUGCAGCAGGCAAAACUACCAUCCUUUACAAACUAAAACUGGGCCAAUCGGUGACCACGAUUCCUACGGUGGGCUUCAACGUGGAGACCGUGACCUACAAGAACGUCAAGUUCAACGUGUGGGAUGUGGGAGGCCAGGACAAGAUCCGCCCACUGUGGCGCCACUACUAUACAGGCACGCAAGGCUUAAUCUUUGUGGUGGAUUGCGCAGACAGGGAUCGUAUUGACGAGGCCCGACAGGAGCUGCACCGCAUCAUCAACGACCGUGAGAUGCGGGACGCCAUUAUCCUGAUUUUCGCCAACAAGCAGGAUCUGCCUGAUGCCAUGAAGCCACACGAGAUCCAGGAGAAACUUGGACUCACACGCAUCAGAGACCGCAACUGGUACGUGCAGCCUUCUUGCGCUACCACAGGUGAUGGACUGUAUGAAGGCCUGACGUGGCUCACCUCUAAUUACAAAUCUUAAUGACCGCUUGCUUUGGCCUGGACUAUUUUAGUUAAGAAGGAAAACAAAUCCCAAGGAAUAAACUUAACAACAGUUACUUCAGUAUGCGCAAAAAGUUUGAAUUAUAUUUCCAUUUAUUUUUUUGAUUGUUGAAAUGACCCCUUAACUAAUAAUUUAUAUCUUUGAAUGAGAUUUGGUUUGCUUGCUUUGUAGCUUUCUGUGUUUUGUGGCCUGUUGGCCACCUUCCUUACUUAACUGUUGUUUAAAGCAUUUCUGAUUUCUUUUUCUUAAUGCAGAAUCUAUAUUUUUUCCCUAAUGAUGUAGGGCUUUCUAUUUCUGGUUCUUAUUUUCUUUUUGACUUUAUUUUUGGUUAAAGCUUAUUCUUUUUGGAACCCUUCUGUCUGUCGUCUGUGUUUUUGGAGUCUGUGUGACAAAAAUGAAGGUCUGUCUCAUACAAAUUGUCCUUGGAUGUGGUGUAUUAAGACAGCUUAUUAAUAAGCAAGAUGUUUCAGACCAUUUGUAGGACAGUCUUACUGACAAAAUUGUAACAGAUUUAAUAGCCCAUUGUGUCAACGGUUAAACUUUACCAUUUUCAUGAUGUCCCUGGCAUCACAUGAUGGUUAAACUGUAAAUGACCCCAUGAAACACUUAUUAUAUGCAAGUCUAUGAUAUUUACUCUGGAAGGAGCACAUGACAUUCAUAAACUGUUUGGAAAAAAACAACAAUAAUAUGUAAAUCACGCUGUCACAUGGUUCAAAAUUGAACCCUGGGGUUUCUUUAUUACCAUGUAGCCCAAAAGUCAAGUAAGGCAACUGAAUAUGUUUUAUUUUGUAAUCCAUUAGGUCCCUUUUGUUCCGCUUAGGCUAAUUUCAGUCAACCAGUAUGUCAGUCGAAGUCAUGUGUCUUCACAGUGUGGGAUUGUUACCUUCUUGCAUUUCCACCUUAGUGCUUGCAUCAGAGUGAACUUGACAUAGAAAUGGGGAAACUUUCACAUGACUCAUUUUCUCUCAUUGCUUUACUCAUUUCAAAAACCAUUGUAUAGAGACUGAUUGUAAUUGUAACAUCCAAUUAAACUUAGACAUUUUAAAGAUUUUA
This is a messenger RNA of Tachysurus fulvidraco (yellow catfish), 2450 nucleotides long. It is a transcript of the gene arf6b, whose product is annotated as ADP-ribosylation factor 6b. The record is from RefSeq and is a predicted model, not a curated record. The transcript has 2 exons. Gene Ontology annotation, molecular function: GTP binding; GTPase activity. Gene Ontology annotation, cellular component: cytoplasm. Gene Ontology annotation, biological process: vesicle-mediated transport; intracellular protein transport. NCBI's taxonomy places the organism in Eukaryota, Metazoa, Chordata, Actinopteri, Siluriformes, Bagridae. The coding region runs from base 849 to 1376 and encodes 175 amino acids.